AUGGACAUAUGUGUUGCUCAAUACGUAGCUCUAUGUGCGGUUACACUUGUAAUUGGAUGGCUAGUACACUGGGUAUACAGGUGGAUCAACCCGGUUUGCAACGGGGUUCUUCCUCCUGGCUCCAUGGGGCUCCCUGUUAUUGGUGAGACCUUGGAAUUCCUCAAGGCAAGCACUUCCUUGGACGUCCCAGACUACUUCAAACGAAGGAUGAAGAGGUACGGCCUGGUUUUCAAGACAAGCUUGCUGGGGCAGGCUGCGGUUGUUUCCACCGACGCCGAGGUCAACCGGUUUAUCCUUCAGCAGGAGGGCACCUUGUUCCGUGUUGGGUACCCUCGGGCACUGACCAAAAUAUUCGGCGAGGAGAGCAUCGAAGCUUUCCAUGGCACAAUCCACAAGUUCAUCCGUAGGUGCGCCUUCAUGCUGUUCGGUCUCCAGAGCCUCAAAGAGGUGCUCCUCCCCGAGAUGGAGUCCGCCGUGAGGGAGCGCCUUGCUGCGUGGGCCACCAUGCCGAGCGUCGACGUGCGGGGCGAUGCGCCCGACAUUCUUUUUGAGUUGGUGACGAGGAAGUGCCUUGGUUUCGAUUCCACCAGGUCGAGGGAACUGAGGAACAAGUUUGAAGUGCUUUUCUCAGGGUUGUGCUCCUUCCCAAUAUAUUUCCCUGGGACACCAUUUUACCGAUGCAUGCAGGCAAGGAAAAACGUGCAGAAGACAGUGCGGGAUACGUUGGCAGAGAGGUUAGCUACACCAGGGAAGAAACAUGGCGACCUCCUUGACAUAAUUGUCGAAGAACUGCAGGGUGAAGAGCCAUUAAUAAGUGAGAAUUUCGCUACUGAUAUGGUCUCCACGCUGUUGUUCGCCAGUGUCUUCACGCUAUCAGGGACCAUCGCUGUAGCCUUCAAGUCACUCCAUGACAAUCCGGACGUUGUCCACGCCCUCGAGAAGGAGAACCGUGCUAUGCUAAAGGGUCGAAAGGGUGGGAACUCCGGGCUCACGUGGGAGGAGUACAAGUCAUUGACAUUCACUAAUGAGGUCACCAAUGAGAUUAUUCGAAUAAGCAAUGCCGCGCUUGUAGUGUUUAGGAAAACUCUUACAGAUGCACAAGUCAACGGCUAUACAAUUCCAGCCGGAUGGUUGGUCAUAGUUAACCCUAUGGCAGUUCAUCUGAACGGAGAACUGUUUGAAGAUCCACUCAAGUUUAACCCAUGGAGGUGGAUGGAUGAGUCAAAGCGCAGCACAAUGCUGAAGAAUUUCAUGCCAUUCGGAGCAGGUAUGAGGGUUUGUCCUGGCGCAGAGUUUGUCAAGUUGUUCAUAACACUUACCCUCCACAUUUUGGUGACCGAGUACAGAUGGGAAGAAAUGAAAGGGACAAAUGUAUUCCGAAGCGGUGAGGUCAUGUUCCCGCAGGGCUACCCCAUUCGACUUCGACCCCAGAAUGACUAA
This is a messenger RNA of Triticum dicoccoides, 1440 nucleotides long. RefSeq names its product cytochrome P450 87A3-like. Gene Ontology annotation, biological process: brassinosteroid biosynthetic process; brassinosteroid homeostasis; sterol metabolic process. Lineage: Eukaryota; Viridiplantae; Streptophyta; Magnoliopsida; Poales; Poaceae. The coding region runs from base 1 to 1440 and encodes 479 amino acids. The transcript has 9 exons. Gene Ontology annotation, molecular function: iron ion binding; monooxygenase activity; heme binding. The record is from RefSeq and is a predicted model, not a curated record.